UAAGCUGGCCACCCAAGAUUCUUACAACAAUUUUAAUUUGGUAAAAAAAAUUUUAUGGAAGAAAACGGAACUGGCAAACAUGAUCUAUGUGAUCAUCCCCUUCAACCCAACGGCCUGACGAAAGACAAUACAAUUGGGGAUGCUUUGAGGCGAGAAUCUUUGAAUAUGGAACAGGAAUUACGAGUUGCUUCCAUUGUUGAAGGCAGGCUCCCUGGUAAGGACAAAGAUUCAAGACCAAAACAAGGCCCCCAGCGGCCCCUUUUGUUUAGUGCAAAGGAACUAAGUUCCUGCAUCAUAGCCUCAGAAAGUACCCGUAUCAUCUGUUCUGUUUCAAUAGCUCUAUUAGUGGUUCUAUCUUUCAUUGAUUAUCCUUUACUUGGAGUCAACAUUGUAAACUCAAAAAGCAUCAUUGCUUUAAGGCCGCUAUACUUGCUGUUAGUGACAGAAAUCACUGUCAUAAUUGCAUACCUUACUUUCAAAAGACGAAGAUAUGAAGCCUCUGAAGAAGAUGCAGGGGUUUCGAAGGGAGGUGGAGUUAAUUGGGAAAGAGCAGAGACGUUGUUGGAGCGAGGACUAGUGGCUCACCAGACUAUCCGUGCUGUAUUUAUUGAUUUCAGUGUUUAUGUGGUAAUUGUGAUCUGCAUCCUCUCCCUGGCAACUCUAAUUUAGUCUCGCAAUCCAUUUUGUAAAAUUAUUUGUAUAGUGUGAUUGUAACAUUGUAACACUAACAUUUGUUGGUCUUCAUUACUUAUGGCCUUUGUAAAUAGCCUUUGGACACACACGAGGCUCGAUCUUUACUUGAGUUCUGUAUGCCUGUAAAUCUACCUGAUUUAUUUGAGAAGAGCCGGUUUCCCCCUGUUUGUAAUUCA
Chenopodium quinoa (quinoa) is the source of this 869-nucleotide messenger RNA. RefSeq lists its product as uncharacterized. The transcript is spliced from 2 exons. Lineage: Eukaryota; Viridiplantae; Streptophyta; Magnoliopsida; Caryophyllales; Amaranthaceae. Bases 55 to 669 code for a protein of 204 amino acids. The record is from RefSeq and is a predicted model, not a curated record.